This is a messenger RNA of Dothidotthia symphoricarpi CBS 119687, 3226 nucleotides long. RefSeq names its product actin-domain-containing protein. The record is from RefSeq and is a predicted model, not a curated record. Gene Ontology annotation, molecular function: nucleosome binding. Bases 68 to 3226 code for a protein of 1052 amino acids. Gene Ontology annotation, cellular component: Swr1 complex; mitochondrion. The transcript is spliced from 7 exons. Lineage: Eukaryota; Fungi; Ascomycota; Dothideomycetes; Pleosporales; Dothidotthiaceae.
ACGCAACACGCAACACAACUCAUUCACCGCCCAAUUAACCACACACAACCCAAACACGUCACCAGCCAUGCCUCCCAAAUCACGCAAACCCGCCGUCCCCCAAACCAAAACCCUUAUCCUCGACAACGGCGCCUACACGCUAAAAGCCGGGCUCCUGCCCCCCUCCUCCACACCGCCCAGCUACGCCGACUGCGCGGUAAUCCCAAACUGCAUCGCGCGCAGCACGCGCGACAAGCGCAGUUACGUCGGGUCGGAACUGGAUGAUUGUCGCGACUUUGGGGAGCUGGCGUUUCGGCGGCCGGUGGAGAGGGGGUUCGUGGUCGGGUGGGAGGCGCAGAAGGGGGUUUGGGAACGGGAGGUGUUGGGGAGGUGUGAACCUACGGAGACGAAUCUCGUGCUCCUGGAGAAACCGAAUUGUCCGCGCGAACUGCAGAGGAAUUGCGAUGAGAUUGUGUUUGAGCAGUUUGGGUUUGCGGGGUAUUGGAGGGGUGUUGGGCCCGCGACGAACGCGUUCCACAACCCAGACGGCGUGGCGGAAUGCAUGCUCGUCAUCGACACCUCAUACUCCGACACAACAAUCCUCCCACUUUACAACGGCAAAGUCCUCCAAUCCGCCGUGCGCCGUAUAACAGUAGGCGGCAAACUCCUCACAAACUACCUCAAAGAGCUAGCCUCACUCCGCCACUACAACAUGAUGGAGGAAACCUACCUGCUCAACGAGAUCAAAGAGGCCGUAUCGUUCGUCACGCCUUCAUCCCAGCAGUUCGGCGUAGAUCUGGCACGCACAUGGAAAGGCCGCCUCGGCGACAAGCGCGCGCUGGACACCAGCAUCGUCGUCGACUACGUGCUGCCGGACUACGAGAAGGCGAUCCACGGCCACGCCCGACCACACGAUCCCGUCUCGUCGCGCGCACGCAAGGGUCUGCAGGCGCUGCAGGGGCCGAGGGAAGACGUGCUGCCGCUGGGCAACGAGCGCUUCGCUGUGCCGGAACUGCUCUUCAACCCAUCCGAUAUUGGUAUCCAGGAGGAAGGCAUACCCGGGGCUGUCAUGCAGGCGCUGAGCAUGCUGCCUGAGGCGUUAAGAGUGGGCUUGCUGGCGAACGUGUUAGUUGUAGGCGGGAACUCGCUUAUCCCUGGAUUCAUGGAGAGGCUAGAGGCUGAGCUUAGGGCGAGAGUGCCCGCGGAGUAUGUGCUGGGUGUGCAAAGGGCGGAGGACCCGGUUCGGCAUACGUGGUUGGGGGCUGCGAGGUUUGCGGGUCGGAGUGAGGGGCUGGGGGAGGUGCUGGUGGGGAAGGCGGAGUAUGAGGAGAAGGGGAUGUCCGUCAUGUUGAUUGGCCCACCGGAGUCUUGGCACACCUCUCCCUCCCCGAACACCACGAAAACUUCCCAAACCACACCCGCACACAUCGCCCCAUCCGCCCCAAUGCGCCGAAUACCUCGCUCCACGCGAGCCCUCGACUCCCCCCUCCUCCUCUCCACCUCCGCCCGCCCCCCACCAUGCCCACCCCUCCGCGCCUUCUCGACAACGCCCACGCCCGCCUUCCUCGUCCCCGCCGGCAAGCAAGACAAAAAGAAGCACCAGCAAUUCGUGCGGCGCUGGCAGAAGCGACUCCUCGGCGACUCUGAGCCGAUCGGCGCGCACGUCGAUCCCUACGACCCCACAUCGCCCGUCCGCAUCGCGCCCGCCGAGCAGGGCGAGUACGAGGAAGUGCUGGACGAUGCGAAUGCGGCGGCGCCGUCGUACAGGCCCGCCGAUGUGCAGAGGGGGCUGAUGCAUGUCGGCGGCGAGGCCUGGCAGAGAAGGAAACUCGAGCAGGAUAUGGCGCGUGAGUAUGAGAAGUUGACGGGGCGUACGUAUACGCCGUUGACGCUGGAUAUGGCGCGUGAGGUGGAGGAGUGGACGGGGAGUUUGUAUACGCUGCGGGAUGAGGAUUUCGGGGUUGGUGAGAGGGUGCAGAAGGUUACCGGACGGCCGUAUACGGGGUUUAAUUAUGGUGUGUACAAGAAACCCAAGACCGCCGAGCAGCUGCAUGACCGCUUCGCUCAGGCCGUGGCGGAGGUGUAUACACUCCGGCAGGCGGGGCUGGAUCUGGAUCUCGCGCAGUCGAAGAAUCGCGGCGUGUACAAGCAACCCAGCUGGGUCAAGGAUAUCAAGCUGUACCGCACUGAGAGCGGGGAGCUCGCCCUUGCUUUCCCGCAGUAUAAGAGCGCCGAGCAGUUCCUCAGCAUCAUGCAGUCGACGCCUGUCUGGGACUUGACGCCGCCAGUGCAGGAGGAGGAGGAGCUGGUCGUCGAGGAGGGUGAGCCGGUGGUGGAAGCUGCACAGCCCGAGAUGGACCCCGACACGCCUGCGUUCAAGAAGGCGGCGCUGGUCAAGCAGGACCCGGAUAAGAAGCCGUUUGACUUUAUGUCCAACCGUCCCGUGCCCCGCGCGAAGCCUGUCGAGACGCCUGUCGAGACACCCGUUGUUGAGGAAGUCGUCGCCACGGUCGUCGAUGCAUCCGAACAACCCCCCACAGUCGUCUCGGUCAGCGCGACAUCACCCAUCGCCAACGCCUCACAGCACGCCGACCUCGAAGCGCGGGCACAACGUCUGGCUGACGACAUGUCCGCCAUGCAGAAGACGGUCCGUCCACGCAAGACAUCCCCCGUCCCCGACGUCGAAGAGGUGAAGUGGCGCCACGCAGAGAUUGCCGACGACGCGCUGAAAUUCGCUCUCUUCAAACGCAUCCACCAACUCACCUCCCUCACAAUUUCCGACGUCCACCUCUCCUCCACCCACACCCUCGGCGACCUCUACGCCCACCUCUGCACAGCCGCAAAACCACAACCCACAUCCCUCUUCAGCGCCCUGCACAUCGAAGGCCAGAAACGUCGGGAACGCGCUAAAUCAACAUCCACAUCACCACUAUCUAAACCAACACGCCCUACCAAACCAGACCUCGGCGCCCUCCUCACAAUGGGCAACGUCGCCCUGCACCGCACACGCCCCACCGCCGCUGAUAAACGUAAAUCGUACGGUCUGGACAAGGUUGUCGACUAUGCGUUUUGGGAGCGCGGGCUGGAUCGCCGUGCGCGUGAUGGGGAGGGGGUGGUGGGGAAGAGUGACAGAAGGGUUGUUGAGGGGACGAGGGCGGUGCCCGAGUUUGGGCGGGUGCAUGCGCACUAUUGUACUAUAUCUCUCAUCUUCGGCGUGUGUCUUUGUUGUUGGGAAGAAUGGGAAUGA